AUGGGCUGCACACCGAAAGCGGGAGCAGCGGUGGUUUACAUCUUCCCCGCGUUAUAUGGCACCCUAAUGAUCGUCGCCGGGGCGUUGGAGCUACAACAGCAUCAGAUUUUCGGCUCCGUUUGUAUCACUUUCGGCGUUGUGUAUGUUUUGACAUCUGUUGUUGGUGAACUUGGGGUAUGUUGUCUCAAUGAGGCUGCGAUUCGGGCCACAGUUGUUCUGGUCGUACUAGAGAAUAUUAUUGCGUUCAUACUUGCCACUUUUUUUCUCGUGGAUGUUGUCCGAGCACAUCCCGUGGUGAAAGAACAUCACUCAUCGCCUGUUUUAUCUUUCCUCGCCACUCACGACUCGGUGAGCAUCUAUAUUUGCGUAUUCCUCUACAUCGGCGCCAUCGCAACUUCCUGUUGCAUUGGUUUUGUGUCUGAGUACCAGGCUCAGCUUGAUGCAGAACUCCUUCUGCAGGAAGCUAGGCUGCUCCAGGAGAGUGAGCGGGCAGCACUCCUUCGCGCCUCGGAGAGGCUGGUUUCCCGAACGCUGGGAACUUUGGAGCAGACACCUGAUGCAAUAGCCACUGAACGCCUCGAUGGAGUUAACGAAGACGCGUUCGUCCACCAGUUCAGUACCGCUCAACUUGCCCCGGCAGCGUGCAACGUAAUAAAGCAAGAUGGACAAUUUCAGCGGGGCUUUAUGCAGCAAUGUGCCGCCAAACCAGACAGGAACUGA
Molecule: messenger RNA, 720 nt
Organism: Neospora caninum
Lineage: Eukaryota; Apicomplexa; Conoidasida; Eucoccidiorida; Sarcocystidae
Exons: 1
Coding region: 1-720 (239 amino acids)
Source: RefSeq, a predicted model, not a curated record